Molecule: messenger RNA, 5092 nt
Organism: Chondrus crispus (carragheen)
Lineage: Eukaryota; Rhodophyta; Florideophyceae; Gigartinales; Gigartinaceae
Exons: 2
Coding region: 1-5058 (1685 amino acids)
Biological process (GO): positive regulation of transcription by RNA polymerase II
Cellular component (GO): nucleus
Molecular function (GO): ATP-dependent chromatin remodeler activity; ATP binding; DNA binding
Source: RefSeq, a predicted model, not a curated record
AUGUCCUUGCAGGACUCCAUGACGUUGCUCAACAACCACCGCCACCGCAUCCCCCUCCGCCGCGAGCAGAUUCACGCCCUCGCCAAUGCUCUCCAUGCGCUCAAGCACACCCUGGGCCCGGAAAAGGCCCAGCAGACCACCGUGUACACCGCCAUCCUCCGCCUCCUCAAAGCCCACGUGUCUCCCCUCCCGACCGCCUCCGUCUCGUUUGCCCAGGUCCAGGCCUCGCGCCUGCAAGGCUGGGCCGAGCGCUUCCUCGCCGAGGGGAAGGAACUCCCGAAGGAGAUCUCGGACGCCAUUGCCCAGGGCCUCGUCUUCGGCUUUGAUCCACGCACCGGCCUCAGAAUACCGCGCCACCAGCAGGACGAGCUUCUUCGCGCACAGCAACAACGAGAGCGCGAUGAAAUGAUGCACGAGAGGGAACGCCUGCGUCUCCUCCAGGCCGACUUUACAAAGGCGAAGGACGGCACCAGAGCCAGGCCGGAGAACGUCGCCCCGGAUCCCGUCCAUUUAAUUCCGUGGGAGGAGAGGGUAUUACCGGUCCCCACCGGAACCGUCGCCGCACUGUAUCUGCCGAAAUUGGACAUAGAGACCUUGAAUCGGGAGAGGUUUCGCUCACUGCGCAAUCGCACGGAUCAGAUACAGAAGGAGGUUUCCCACGCGCUUGCCGAACAUGCGAAUGGAACACACGUCUUGAAGCCGCGAAUCGCCGCACUCUUGGAAACCCGCCAAAGACAUGUCUCAUUGCUUGACUUGCAGCGGAAGAUGCGCGUAAACAUCUGGGAAGAACAUCGCAUGGUAGAAAACGGCCGCCGCAGUUCCAAGCUGAGGGGUCGCAUAUUGAAGCAACUGCAGCGCGAGUUUGAAAAGGUCGAAAGGGCUCGUAUGCGCCAGCUGGAGGUUGAAGAAAAAGAGGCACGCCGGAAGCGUCAGGCCUGGGUCAAUGCUAUGAACGAUCACUUGAACAAGUUUCGCAGCUACCAUCGCGAUGUGGUACGGCGAGGCGUGCGUGCGAUUACGAAAGCGGUUCUGAAAUACCAUGAAGAGUAUGCGCGAAAUGCAAGCAGGGCCGAGCGGGAAGCUGAGAAGGCCCGUAUCCAGGCCCUGAAAGACGACGAUGAAGAGGGUUAUCUAGAGCUUGUGCGAAAGACAAAGAACACUCGAGUGCUAGAGCUUUUGGACCAGACUGACAAGUAUCUCAAGCAACUGGGUGCUGUCGUGAAGGAAGAGCGAGUCAGGAGCGGAGUUGUCGAAUACGAGAACAAUAACGAUGAAAAGAGCGGAGCCCGUCAUGACUACUAUGGGAUAGCACAUGCCAUCAAGGAGGAAGUCGAUGAACAAUCUUCAUUGCUGGUCGGCGGAGUACUGAAGGAGUACCAGCUGCAUGGGAUUCAGUGGAUGGUGAGUCUUUACAAUAAUCGCCUUAAUGGUAUCCUCGCAGAUGAAAUGGGUCUGGGAAAAACCAUUCAAACUCUUGGCCUGAUUGCACAUCUCAUGGAGCGAAAGGACAAUCCAGGUCCGUAUCUGAUCAUUGUCCCACUUUCGACAAUUAGCAACUGGGAGUUGGAAUUUGCCAGGUGGGCUCCAGCGGUUCGCGUUGUCGUUUUCAAAGGCGACGCCAAGGCACGAAAACGGUUGUACGAAGAGGUCAUCGAAAAGAAAAGCUUCAACGUCUGCUUGGUGACUUACGAGUACGUCGUCCGAGGAAAGAAUUUCCUCAAGCGUAUAGAAUGGCAACAUCUUAUCAUAGAUGAGGGGCAUCGUAUAAAAAAUCAUGAAAGCCGCCUCAGCUCCGUUCUUCAUGACCAUUACAGAAGUCGGAAUCGGCUUUUGCUCACUGGAACACCACUCCAGAAUUCUCUCACAGAGCUCUGGGCAUUGUUGAAUUUCCUGCUACCAAACGUUUUCAAGAGUGCCGAGUCGUUUGAGAGUUGGUUCGCUGCUCCUUUCGCACAAAUGGGAGUUGGAAAUAUAAGCACGACCGAGCAACAGGCACAACUGACGGAAGAAGAGAGUCUCCUUAUUAUUCGACGAUUGCACCAAGUGCUUCGGCCUUUUCUUUUGCGACGGAUGAAAGAUGAUGUCUUGAGGAUGGGUGAGCAGCUCCCGGAAAAGCAAGAACACAUACUUUUGUGUGAGAUGUCCGCUUGGCAGCGCCACAUGUACAGAAGGAUCGUCAAGUCAGAACGAGUCCUUUUCACCGACAGCCACGGGAGGCAUCGGUACGAUAAGCUUUCAAAUCCGGCUGUGCAGCUGCGGAAAUGCGUGAACCACCCGUAUUUGUUCUUCCAAGACCAUGCAAGUCGGCUUGUUGACACUCCAGAGUUGUGGAGAGCCUCUGGCAAGUUUGACAUGCUCGACUCUAUUAUUACAAAGUUGCUUCGAACGGAUCAUCGGAUCUUGGUGUUCAACCAAAUGACGAAAGUCGUCGACCUUCAAGAGAGGUUGUUGCGAUACAGGAACAUUCCGUUUUACCGUCUUGACGGUAGUACAAACACAGACGACCGUAAGCAGAUGGUCAAUGACUUCAAUAAGCACGACUCAGAUGUGCAUGUCUUCUUGCUCACUACGCGGGCUGGUGGCCUUGGUGUCAACCUGCAAACGGCUGACACCGUCAUCAUUUUUGACAGUGAUUGGAACCCUUCAAUGGAUCAACAAGCUCAGGAUAGGGCGCAUCGAAUUGGUCAGAGAAGGGAGGUUCUCGUUUUGAGGAUGCUAACGGCAAAGUCUAUUGAAGAAGAUGUUAUGGAAAGGGCUUCAUUCAAAAGAGGACUAGAGAAGAAGAUUAUUCGAGCCGGUAUGUUUGAUGAGCAAAGCAAAGACUCUGAGAGGCAAGCGAUGCUCCGGGAGCUCCUACGGGUGGACGGCCCUGUGAGUGAGGAUGAGAAUGAAGAUGGACUCCCAACUGAGGAAGAGAUAAAUAGGCUACUGGCAAGGAGUGAAGAAGAGUUUGGAAUAUUUGAGGAGAUAGACGUCGAGAGGGUGGAAGAAAUUUCUCAUCGUGCGCGCCUCCUCAUCGAGAAAGAAAUACCAGAAUGGGCGACCAAGGUACCGCAGGCUCUGAAGGACAAGGCGAAUUCUUCGGGUGCUGGGAACUGGAACACGAUGCCUGCUGGAUUCGAUUUAAGUUCAUUGAACGAGCCAAAGAAGAAGCGUGCCGCGGCGACAAACGUUAGCUACGGCUUUGACCAAUUGACCGAACGACAAUACAUCAAGCUGAUGGAACGUUCGGAAGCCGGCGAGGACAUACGACUAUCUGAAGAAGCAGCGGCUGUUAUGAGCCGGAAACGAGGCAAACGAAAGAGAAAGGGAUCGGCAACAUUGCCGAAAGAUGAUGAGGACCAGGAUUAUGAUGGGAAUGAUGACUCACGUGUGGACAGCGAGGCUGACACAGGCACUCUGGGAUCGCGUCCACAAGGUUCUCCAAGAAUGGAAGACAUGGUUGCCUCUAAGACACUUAGCGCAGACCUGAAACCUUUCGACGACGAGAUGACCGAGGGGGGCAAUGGAACUUGUGGGGAACAGAGCUUUGCGCCGUCCGGAACUGAGGACAUGAUUAUCGAGGAUGACGAUGACGAUGACGCAGAUGUGGUAGACAAAGACAUGAGCAUUCCGAGACAUAGCGGGUCAGAAGGUCCGACAGCUCGGUCUCGGUCGGAGGAGCCGGACAGCGAGACGUCAGAGGAGGGUGAGAUGGACCGGUACUCUUCGCGAGCUGUAUCUGGACGAGGAAAGGCGACCUCCCAAGAAUGGUCCGAGGGGCCGAAACAGCGAAAGCGAUUGAAACGCGGGACAGAGAUAAAGCGGCGCGGGCGGGCUGGUCGUCGGAGUGUGGCGCAGAAACGCAAGAUGGAUCUGGAGGACUCUGGAAUGGACCGCAGCGAUGCAAGCGACGAUAGCCCUCUUGUGCGUCCGUAUCGGCGGAAGCGAAGGAUCCGGGGCACAGAGUCAGGGACGCGCAAGCGACUUAAGGCGAGUGAUACGGAGGAGGAGGGGGAGUUGGACGCAGAGAAAGAGGAACAAAGUGGUUCAAAUGAGGGGAUCAUGCGGCGUGGGAGUUCCGGACGAAUUCCGCGGAUCCGAUCUGAGACGGUCGAGAGGAGUUCGAAGAAGCGCGGAGACACGAAACGGACAGGAGCAGCCGAAGCGUCGGAGAAUGGAGAGAUCCAAGAAGGUAAGCGGAUGGGGGAUGAAGAGGACGGGGAAAUCCGAGAAGAAGGCGAGCUAUCUGAUUCGAAACCGCGGGAAACAAAAGAAAACAAAGCAGUGUUGGAGCCGCGGGUUCCGCGGGUGCCCCGAGUUCCUCGCAAGCCCAAGGCUGUGGAGAAACGAGGGAGCAUUGUUGGAGCACAAGUGGCACCGAAUGUAGCGUUGAUUCCGCCACCGAUUGCCGGGCCCGGGGCACUGAUUCAUCCAAUGCGAAGUACGGUGCCGACGAUUGGGAGACCGCCGGUGAGAGGGGUGCCGCCAAUGGUGCAGAGACCGCUCGUCGGGCACGGGAUGGGACGCGGGAGAAUUAUGCCCCAACACGCCGGGUGGAUGACAGGGCGAUAUGCAGCAGGGAAUGCAGUGGGGAUGGCCGCCAUGGAAGGGGAGAAGGAGGCGAUGCGGGCGAGAAAGUUGGCGGAAGAGGAGGAAAGUAGGAAGAAGCUGGAGCAGGAGAAGCAAGAGCGAGAAAGGGAGCGAGAGAGGGAGCGCGAGAGGGAGCGCGAGAGGGAACGCGAAACAGAACGAGAAAAGGAACGAGAAAAGGAACGAGAAAAGGAACGCGAAAAGGAACGCCAAAGAGAACAAGAGAGAGAACGGGAAAGGGAAAGGCAAAGGGAAAGGGAAAGAGAGGGCGAGAGGGAAAGACAACGAGAGAGGGAGCGCGAAAAAGAAAAGGAAAAGGAGCGAGCGAAGCAGGUCGAAGUCGAGAAGGAGAGAGAAAAAGAGGAACAAGUUGCAAAGGCAAGGGAGGCGGCGGAGAUGGUGGAGAUGGAAGAGGGGGAGGCCGGUGAAGAAGAGGAAGAAGGGGAAAUUGAUGAGGAGGAAGGGGAGAUAGUGGAAGACUGCUAGUGUAAUUUGUGUAAAGGGAAACUUACAGUGUGUA